AACUCUGAUACCUACCGUAGCCUUGGGUUAAAUACCAUGAAAGCUAGAGUGAAGUUGUUGGAGAAUGCUGCGAAAAGCGUCGGACAAUUUAAUACCAUUUGUAGUUUCGAAUACUUCUGAGAGUAGACUUUAAUCGUAUCUAAUUUUCUCAUAGAGGCACGAUCGGUCGAAGUUUAGGUGAUCUGCCGCGUACUGGAGCUGGAAGCUUGAGUUGGCACUUUUAAACUCAAGUGCCAGCCAAACUCCAGAGUCAGGCUGCCCCUCUAUCGAUCGCCCCCUUAUCUGGCCAACUUACACAACGACCCUGGGGAAACAACCAAUCGUGACAUCUCGCCUGCGCUCCUCAGGCUACUGCAACGACCGAGAUGGCUACAUCAGCUAUGUGGGAGGUCGAUCCCGAGACAAAGUCGAAGCUCCUAGCCAUCCAGAAAACGAACAACAAUAACAACUGCUGCGAUUGUAAUGCCCCGAACCCGCAAUGGGCGUCCCCAAAAUUUGGCGUCUUCAUCUGCCUCUCGUGCGCUGGAGUUCACCGUGGUCUCGGGGUCCACAUCUCCUUCGUCCGGUCUGUUACCAUGGACGCCUUCAAAAACGCCGAGAUCGAGCGUAUGCGCUUGGGCGGUAACUCGGGGUGGCGUGAGUUCUUCGAAAACCACGAGGACACCAAGAUGAUGGGCAUGUCCUGGGACGACGCGACCAUCGCCGAACGAUACAGCGGUGAGGUGGGCGAGGAGUGGAAGGAAAGACUCAGCGCCAAGGUCGAGGGACGUGAGUACGUCCCCGGUGAGAAGAAGAGCGCGUCGGCGCCAGCAAAUAAGGCGGCGCAACCGAGGCAAGCCAGUAGGACUGGAACGCCGCUGCAGGGCGUGGCGACAAGUGGGAGCCGAACUGCGAGCCCGAGCCGACCGGGAGUGAAAGCCAAGGUCGACGAUAAGUAUUUCGCCGGCCUUGGUGCCGCCAAUGCCUCGAGACCGGCCGACCUGCCGCCGAAUCAAGGUGGAAAAUAUGCUGGCUUUGGCAACUCGCCCAUGCCAACGCAGAACCAGAGCCAGGGAGGCCCCAAUCUUCAAGAGUUACAGGCCGAUCCUAUAGCAGCGUUGAGCAAGGGCUUUGGCUGGUUCACUAAGACUGUUACACAGACAGCAAAGACUGUUAAUAGUGACUUUAUACAACCUACUGCGAAGCAGAUCGCGGAAUCAGAUUUUGCUGCACAGGCGAAAGUGGCAGCCGCAAAUGCGGGUAGAGUAGCACAACAGGGCGCCAAGAAUGCCCAAGAAGGUCUUAAUCGCUUUGUAGAGGGAUCCGACGGCCAGAGGCAGCGCGGUGGCACCAACAUGGAUGAAAGCAAGAAAUCAUUCUGGGACGACUUCUCAUCUGUUGCAGAUCAGAGGCAUGGGACAGGCCCCAAGUAUAGCUCAAUUGGUACUUCUGCUAUGGGCAAGACAAACAAGGGAGCUGGCGGGCCUGCAGGUGGCAAGAAGGACGACGAGUGGGAUGAUUGGUGAACAGGACGAAUCUUGAGCCAGGUUCGACGUGGAGUAUCUCAAUAUUAGAGCUGGAAUGCGCCAUAUGAACAUAGACGAUGCAUGUAUGACUAGAGGAGUCCUUGGAUAGCGAAUACAUGAAUUGCCGCUUGCGGCUUUGCCAUAUCAUUACGCAGAAGCUGCCUGCAUCAGAUUGGUCCCAGCUUCAUCUGAUGCUGAUGACAUGUCGCAACGACGAGGAAACCAGCUGUGACUAUGGAUCGACCCUAGUCUCAUUUGUCCUUCGACAGAGGGAGGAGGGAAGGGGGUUGACGAUGAUGAGGGGCAUCACGUGCACCAGGAACCCGAGGUCAAAUGGAGCCG
This is a messenger RNA of Truncatella angustata, 1847 nucleotides long. Its product is annotated as zinc finger protein gcs1. Gene Ontology annotation, biological process: regulation of endocytosis; regulation of ARF protein signal transduction. NCBI's taxonomy places the organism in Eukaryota, Fungi, Ascomycota, Sordariomycetes, Amphisphaeriales, Sporocadaceae. Gene Ontology annotation, cellular component: Golgi membrane. The coding region runs from base 366 to 1505 and encodes 379 amino acids. The transcript is spliced from 3 exons. The record is from RefSeq and is a predicted model, not a curated record. Gene Ontology annotation, molecular function: GTPase activator activity.